AUGAAGUUUCUUGCAGCUUUCCUUUCGUACCUUUCGUCCUCUUUUGUCCUUGCAUCUGCGACAGAGGAAGAGUGUAAAUGUAUACCUGCCAGUAGCUGCUGGCCUGCGGACGCUGAAUGGUCUUCUCUAAACACAACUCUUAAUGGCACGUUAAUCCGUGGAGUGCCACCAGGAGCAGUGUGCUACCCAGAUCAACCUAGCUACGACGAAGAAGCAUGCACAUUCGUUGCGUCGCAAUGGUUUAACUCAACAUGGCAUGCAGCAAAUCCCGUCAGCGUUGAUUAUCCUCUCUGGACGAACAACUCUUGCAAUCCAAUCUGGCCGAACGGCACUAGUCUGACCGGAGAUGUUACUGCUGGAGCAAGAGGAUGCUCGAUUGGCGCUUACCCUGCCUAUGUGGUCAACUCGACGGCCCCCGAGCAGGUUGCUGUAGCCUUGAUGUGGGCGGACAAGCACAACUUACGUGUCGUCGUCAAGAGCACGGGACAUUCCUUGCUAGGGCGUAGCAUUGGCUAUGGGAGUCUCAGCAUCUGGACCCACCAUCUCCGCGGCAUUGACUACAUUGAAGACUUCAAGCCUACGUCGUGUCCGAUCGAUGGCAAGCUGGCUGCUGCUCGAAUUGCAGCAGGCCAUACGGGUGUCGAGGUCCAUACUGAACUUUCGAAGCACAGCGCAAUCGUUGUCACUGGCGCUAAUCCGGAUGUUGGCUUGGUAGGCUGGCUCACGGGCGGAGGCCAUGGUCCGCUGUCAAGGACAUAUGGCAUGGGUGCCGAUAACCUCCUCGAAGCGACCAUCGUGACUCCAGAUGGGAAAAAGCUCCUCGCAAACCCUUGCAAGCAUAGUGAUAUCUUCUUCGCUAUCCGUGGUGGUGGCGGAGGUUUCAUACAUGCGGAAAUGCCUCGACUGAAAGAUGGUGGUAUGCAAGGAUACUAUUACGUCGGCGGACUACCCAUCGUUCCAUCGCUCUCGUUUCAGUGGUCAUUCUAUCUAUAUGACAAGCCGAAUGGAACGGUAGAGAGAUUAAUGGCGCCCGUUGAAGAGUAUCUAAAAGACCGCGGCCAUCUCUUUGCGCAUCAAUCGAAUAUUACACACGCUGAUACAUACUUCGACUACUUCGGCGCGGCGUUGGCGAAUGAACAGGUAGCUACCGGCGGAAUUGCGAUAGGUUCACGUCUACUCAGCGCGAGGAGCUUAUCAGAUCCAAAUGCUACUGCGAAAGUGUUUGCAAACAUUGGGCCGAGUACAGAUCCGCUGAAACCAAAUGCACCGGUCACCAACCCUCUCUUCAUCGGCCACAUGAUCGCGCACCCAGACAUCCCUACAUAUUACCCAGAUAUCAUCUCCAUGAACCCUGCUUGGCGCAAUACCAUCGCGCAUUUCAUUGUUGUCUCAACCUGGCAAGACGGCAUGCCGCAACCCGUCAUCGAUAGCGUAUACAAAGACAUUACAUACAACAAAACCGAAGCACUUCGCAAGCUAUCACCCGAGACGGGAGCGUACUUCAAUGAGGCGGACUCAUACGAGCCGGGAUGGCAGCAGUCUUUCUUUGGCGAGCAUUACGAUAGACUUAAAGCUAUCAAGGAGAAGUAUGACCCGCACAAUGUCCUUUGGUGUCGACGAUGUGUUGGAAGUGAGGCGCUAGUUGAGCAGCCUGAUGGCAGAUUGUGUGCGCCGCGCUACGAAAAAGGACUUUUCACAGCCAGCGUGAGAAGAGGAAAUGGAAUAGAGUAUACAACUCGGGGUCUAGUGAAUCAGAUGGGAUUGUAA
Messenger RNA from Cucurbitaria berberidis CBS 394.84, 1767 nucleotides. RefSeq names its product FAD-binding domain-containing protein. Bases 1 to 1767 code for a protein of 588 amino acids. The record is from RefSeq and is a predicted model, not a curated record. NCBI's taxonomy places the organism in Eukaryota, Fungi, Ascomycota, Dothideomycetes, Pleosporales, Cucurbitariaceae. Gene Ontology annotation, molecular function: FAD binding; oxidoreductase activity. The transcript has 4 exons.